AUGGACGCCUCCUCCCUCCGCAUCUCCAAGUUCGAUGGAACUAACUUCCACGCCUGGAAUUUCAAGAUGCAGAUGGUGCUGGAGGAACGGGACCUGUGGGAGGUCGUCAGCGGUGAGAUCAAGGCAGAACAGUGCGAGACUCAGUUGGACCAAGCGACGUACAAGAGGAAGUCAAGAAAGGCGAUGGCAGUGAUCUGUCUAGCCAUGGAAGAUUCCCAGCUACCGUUGGUCCGGUCGGCAAGUGGUGCAUGCGACGCAUGGUCAAUGUUGGAAGACCACUUCGAGAAAAAGAGUCUUGCCAACAAGCUGUUCUUGCGCCGUCGCUUCUUCACGACAAUGAUGGAAGAAGGCGACGAUGUGCUCGAACACAUCAACAAGCUCAAGACGCUGGCGGAACAGCUAGAAGCGGUGGGGGCUCCAGUCUGCGAGGACGAUCUGGUGAUCACACUUCUCGGCAGCCUGAGUGACUCGUAUCAAUUCUUGAUCACAGCUUUGGAGUCGCGCUCAGACACUCUUAGCUGGGAGCUCGUGACGUCUCGACUGCUUCAUGAAGAAAUGAAGCGGAAGGAGCAAGGAAGUAAAGGUGAUGAAGCUUCGCAAGGUCAAGCGUUCAUCACAAGGGACAAUCAGCGCAAAGGGCGACCAGUGAAGAAGUCCUGGCCGUGCCACAAUUGCGGAAAGAUUGGUCACUGGAUGGCGGAGUGCCCCUUGCGCAUCCAAGAAAACACGGAGAGACACCGGCCACAGCGUGCUCAAGACAGCGGCGACCGCUAUCGAUCACAACGUGCAAACGUCGCUCAAGAAGAAGACUCGGGCGACUACCUCUUUUCGAUCGGUGAAACGACAUCUGCGAAAUCGAGCGACAUCUGGCUGGUCGACUCCGGGGCGACGCAGCACAUGACGUGCUCCAAGAAGUUCAUGCGGAACUACAAGGGGUUUGACGCUGUGGAUGUCCAUCUCGCGGAUGAUGGAAUCAUCCAAGCAAUCGGCAGUGGGGACAUUGUCAUGUCGAUGAAGACACCCCAAGGGAUGAAGAAAGGUGUGCUCACAAACGUGUGGCACAUCCCAAAGUUAUCCAGAAACCUGUUCUCGGUCGGCCGCUUCACCAAGGAUGUCGGCCCAGUGACGUUCACGAAGGAUGGGUGCUAUGGAGAAGCGAAAGGGACCAAGUGGAAAAUUGGUGCCCGUGAAGGUAAAGGACUGUUCAAGCUGCAAAUGACUCCAGUGGCGCCGGAACAAGCAAAUGCAGCCAAGUCGUCGGGAUGUCAAGGGGGCACCAAGUCGUACCUCUGGCACCUUCGGCUUGGCCACAUAGGUCACGAUGGACUCAAUUGCAUCGUGACGAAGAACAUUGGAAUUGGCAUCGACAUAUCUUCGGUGAAGAAGUGGGACGUGUGUGAAGGUUGUGCUCUGGGAAAACAGACUCGAGUGCGCUUCCAAUCAAACACUACAGCUCGCACCUCCAAACUCCUCGAAGUGAUUCACAGCGACGUAUGCGGACCUAUGUCGAUGGCAACUUUCAGUGGAAAACGGUACUUCGUGACAUUCAUCGAUGACAAGUCAAGAUACUGUGUCGUCUAUCUGCUCAAGAGCAAAUCUGAAGUUGCGGCGAAGUUCAUGGAAUACGCUGCGAUGGCCGAAACGCAAACCGGAAAGCGCGUGAAGUACCUUCAAAGCGACAAUGGGGGUGAAUACAAGUCCGACAAGCUGGCACGAUUCUGCGCGGAACGGGGAAUACAACAAAGGUUCACACCCCCAUAUACCCCUCAGCUAAACGAAGUAGCUGAGAGAAUGAAUCGCACGCUGGUCGAGUGUGCGCGUUGCAUGAUGGAACACGCUGGACUGGGAAAGAGCUACUGGGGUGAAGCAGUGAUGACGGCGAUGUUUCUUCGAAACCGCUGUCCAACACGUGCCAUUCACCAAGACAAGUCUCCAUAUCAAGUGUAG
Messenger RNA from Peronospora matthiolae, 1947 nucleotides. NCBI's taxonomy places the organism in Eukaryota, Oomycota, Peronosporomycetes, Peronosporales, Peronosporaceae. The record is from the annotation of a GenBank genome assembly.